GUGCUGCAUCCAGAAAACCUAAUAAGGCAAGAUAUAAGGGGGGAAAUCAAAAUUCCCCGAAGUUUAAGCGCGAAUCGUGAAAACCCCAGUCCAGAGAGAGAGAGAGUGAGCCUCACCACUGCUAACGUCAGUCAACAGUGGCAGUAUCGAACUACAGUUUUACUGGAAGGAGAAGAUCGCUAUAUAUUCCGAUGCGGAAUCGCGGAAUUGGUUGUUAAUACGGACGGGAUAGGGUUGACGCACGAAAAGAGCAGCGGCGUUUGGAUUCCGAAUCUGGGAAGAUGUCGGACCUAGACCGGCAAAUAGAACAGUUGAAGAGAUGCGAACCGCUCAAGGAAUCUGAAGUCAAGGCCCUCUGCCUCAAAGCCAUGGAAAUCCUCGUCGAAGAGAGCAAUGUUCAGCGCGUUGAUGCCCCAGUAACUAUUUGUGGAGACAUACAUGGGCAGUUCUAUGACAUGAAAGAGCUAUUUAAAGUAGGAGGUGAUUGUCCACAGACAAAUUACUUAUUUCUUGGAGAUUUUGUUGAUAGAGGAUUUUACUCUGUUGAGACAUUUCUGCUUCUACUUGCUCUGAAGGUAAGAUAUCCUGAUAGGAUAACUCUCAUCAGGGGAAACCAUGAGAGCCGACAGAUAACGCAGGUGUAUGGUUUCUACGACGAGUGCCUACGGAAAUAUGGUUCGAUCAACGUUUGGAGAUAUUGCACCGAAAUUUUUGAUUACAUGAGCCUGUCAGCACUCAUUGACAAUAAGAUAUUUUGUGUUCAUGGUGGUUUGUCUCCUGCAAUUUCCACGUUAGACCAGAUCCGGAUAAUUGACCGAAAGCAAGAAGUUCCUCAUGAUGGUGCCAUGUGUGAUCUUCUGUGGUCAGAUCCUGAAGACAUUGUUGAUGGUUGGGGUCUGAGCCCGCGUGGUGCAGGAUUCUUGUUUGGUGGCAGCGUUGUCACUUCAUUUAAUCACACGAAUAAUAUUGACUACAUAUGUCGGGCCCAUCAGUUGGUAAUGGAAGGUUAUAAAUGGAUGUUUAAUGAGCAGAUAGUUACAGUCUGGUCUGCCCCAAAUUACUGUUACAGAUGCGGAAAUGUAGCUGCAAUUCUCGAGCUAAAUGAAAACCUAGAAAAGGAGUUUCGUGUUUUUGAAGCAGCCCCACAGGAAUCAAGAGGAGCACCGGCCAAAAAGCCACCUCCAGACUACUUCUUAUAGGAAUGAAGUUAACACGAUUUUAGGUAACUACAAUUCUUCAAUGGGCAAUCUCAUCAUGUUGUGAAUGCUCUGAAGCGGUAGACGAAGAUUGUGCUUGAGUUGGGUAAAAAAUGGUAUCUAUGAGAGAUUUAAAGAGAUGGAUUUUGCACUUUGCCAACCACCUCUCUGAGCACUUGAUUCUUUUGUAUUUCUAUUUAUAUAUGUUCAUGCUACUACAGUGUGUCAGAUACCAAGGAACACCUUGUAUAUGAACCAAAUUGCAGGUCCCUCACCCCCACAAACCCAGAAAAAGGAAAAAGACCAAGAAAAUUGUUCA
This is a messenger RNA of Sesamum indicum (sesame), 1515 nucleotides long. Its product is annotated as serine/threonine-protein phosphatase PP-X isozyme 2. Gene Ontology annotation, molecular function: protein serine/threonine phosphatase activity. Lineage: Eukaryota; Viridiplantae; Streptophyta; Magnoliopsida; Lamiales; Pedaliaceae. The record is from RefSeq and is a predicted model, not a curated record.